Penicillium concentricum is the source of this 1968-nucleotide messenger RNA. RefSeq lists its product as uncharacterized. The record is from RefSeq and is a predicted model, not a curated record. Bases 1 to 1968 code for a protein of 655 amino acids. The transcript is spliced from 2 exons. Lineage: Eukaryota; Fungi; Ascomycota; Eurotiomycetes; Eurotiales; Aspergillaceae.
AUGAAGUUUGCGCAAUAUCUCGCCCUUCUUCCAUUUUGCCUGGCAAGCAGUAGCUAUUAUUUUGAUGGCUCUGCUACUAGUAACGGAGAUGGCACUCAAUCAAGUCCAUAUAAUACCUUGACUUCGAUCCCAAAUCUGUCACUCUCUCCCGGCGAUAACAUUCUACUCAAACGAGGCACCUCUUUUGUUGGUCCCCUGUUGCUUAACAAAAGUGGAUCCGCGGGAUCAGUUAUCACUGUCAGUGCCUAUGGAGAUGCCUCACAGUCAAAGCCGAUUGUUGGUGCAGGUACCACUUUGAACUCAGUUCUGAUUCAAGGAGCUUCCUUUGUCACUGUUCAAGAUCUCGACAUCACCAAUCCAGGAGACAAUAAAACACCUCGCCGUGGUGUAUAUGUGUAUGCGGCCGAUGUCGGCCGAGUCCAGGACAUUACACUACAACGUCUCUAUAUUCAUGAUGUACGAGGUUGGAUGCCCUCAACAACAACUACCGGUAUUGCUACGGGGAAGUACGCGAAUGCCUCCGGUGGCAUUGUGAUUGAGGCCGCUGGCUCAAAAACUCCAACUUAUUUCGAUGGCCUUGUCAUCCAAGAUAAUGAGAUUCGCUCGGUGGACCGACAGGGAAUCUACACCUGGAGUAAUUGGUGCCAGAGAGAGGAGCUUGCCGCUUUCUGGAAUACUCUAUGCCUCAAGCCAUGGGCGGCGUCCUCUGGAUUAGUUAUUCAACGGAAUCGUCUGUACGAUAUUGGUGGAGAUGGAAUCGUUAUCACGGGAAACAAUGAUGCUGAGGUCCUUAAGAACACUCUUGUUGGUUUUAAUCGGCGCUCCGAGUCCUACAACGCGGGACUAUGGACCGCAAACAGUGUUGGGUCUGUCUUCCGAUAUAACACUGUAUCAGGUGGCAAAUCAACACUUGAUGGAAUGGCUUAUGAUGUGGACCAUUCGACCUCCGGUACUCUUUUCGAAUACAAUGUAUCCCACGACAAUGAGGGUGGAUUUUUCUUGUUUUGCCCUUACGAUAAGCCAAGUCAAAAUUUCACCAUCAGAUACAACCUGUCUGUCAAUGACCGGGCAAGAAUCUUCCAGAUUUGCGACGGAGGUCUUGUUGGUGGAAAGAUCUACAAAAACACCGUUUACAUUGGAGAUGGUCUCUCGCCCUAUAUCGUCACAGAAGCCACAGCCGCAACCCUUGAUAUCCAACUUACCAACAACAUCUUCAAGAAAGAUGGCUCUGGCGCGGCUAAGUGGGGGUUGAGUGAUACUAGCUUUAUUGUGAACAACAAUGCAUUCUAUGGCUCCAUCGACACUUACUCCAAGGCCACCAAUUCGCUCACUGAGGCUCCAGGUCUAGCCGCUCCUGGAUUGAGGGAUCCCAAGGCAUAUCAUCUCUUGACCGGUUAUCCCACCUUGGAUUCUGCAACUGCUGUAUCAGGUGAUGCGGACGUGGAUUUCUUCAAUAACCCCACAAGCGCGCACGCAAAUCGCGGUUUCUACUCUGGUGCUGGAACAAAGAUCCCGGCAUGGAUUAGUCGCUUCGAUGACUCGAGUCUAUCCGGCUGGACCGCCACAGGAACAGCCUCCAUUGUGGCAGAUCCAUCUGGUGGGCUAGGUAAAUCGCUUUCGCUCGCUUCUGGUGUUUCAAUUACCAGACCUAUCUCUCUCACUGUUCCGUUCCGUCUCAAUGUGAGAAUUUGGACUCCAGCUGGAACUGGCACAUUGCCAUCGGUGGAAAUCCAGGGGAUUUCGAAGUCUGCUACUGUGAAUUUUGCUGCUGGUACACCCUACAGACAAGGGGAAUGGCAGAUCCUGGAAAUCGCUUUCUCGGAUAGUGCUUCGACCGCCACUGUGGACGGAGAAUCUGUCACUUUGGGCUCUGCGACGCAAAGUGACAAGGUUACCACCGCGUCUGUCAAGAUCAAUGGUGGAUCGAGUGGUUUGAUUGUGGAUGAGAUAUUUGUUACGGCUGUUUGA